Molecule: messenger RNA, 1838 nt
Organism: Helianthus annuus (common sunflower)
Lineage: Eukaryota; Viridiplantae; Streptophyta; Magnoliopsida; Asterales; Asteraceae
Exons: 3
Coding region: 111-1838 (575 amino acids)
Source: RefSeq, a predicted model, not a curated record
UGAUAGUCAAAAGGGGUGAAAACACAAGAAAAAGGCCAAAUACUACAACUAACCAAGAUGGUGAUGACUUUGAGCCAGUAAAAAAGAAACAAUCGAAAAACGAAAAGCAGAUGGAUCCUAUCGAGGGGAAACAGAAGAUUACCGGUGCAGAGCCUAUUAGGACAGAACCAAGACCGUACUAUGAUUAUCAUCAUGAUGUAAUAAGCCUACGGUGCAGUCCUUCAGGUUUUUUGGAUACAGUUAAGCACUUUACUGAAGCGCAGGUGGCGGAUGUGAAGAGCAUUGGAUUUGGUGAUGUCCUUAAUAUAAAGCUUUAUCAUAUAAGCACACGUUUAGGGUAUUGGCUCGUACGAAACUAUGACGAGCAAUACAGCACACUAAACAUAGGAAAUCACAAGAUAAAAAUCACCCGAGAUUCAGUACAUGACGUGUUUGGUAUUCCAAAGGGUAAUGUUAUUGUACGAGAAAAAAAUAAGCCUAGAAAAGGAGCAAUAGUGGAGAAAAAUACAGCUACUCAAGGCGCAGAAACAACCAUAGAUGAGUUCAAAAACCAGUGGCCAGACACAAACAAAAUUACUCAUACUUUACUUGCAAGAACUAUGUCAAAGCAAACCACUGGCGGACGAUUAUUCAAGCUAAAUUUCCUAGCCUACUGGAACACUUUGUUUGUAGAGAUAACAAAGUCAACAACUGUUAAACAAAGUUUUCUACUUGCAAUUGACAAAGAGGAAGACAUUCCAAAUCUGGAUUGGUGCUCCUUCGUUUUAGAAUCGCUGAAACGAACAAGACAAGGUUGGAAAAAGUUAGACUCACAAUACAAUGGCCCGGUUGCAUUCCUAACGCUUCUAUACAACCAUUAUUUCAACCAAAGACACAAAAUUUUCGAUGAACCUGUCAAAAUGCCUGUCAUACAGUAUGUAACCUCUGGUAUGAUCGACGACGUGGAAGAAUAUUUAUACAACAACGGGCCGCUAAGUGUUGAAGAUUGUGAUGAAGUGGAGGAAGACGAAGGAGCAAAUGAUAAUCGCCAGGAUCAACAACAUGUUACUGCCUCACGCAUCAAUGGCAAUGAUCAUCAAAAUCAAGAGGCUACGACCGCACCAUUCGAAAUCGUAAAACAGAACACUUCGACGCUGUACACUGACCUUUUCGCUGACAACAUCCCGAUACACGAGGCAGCUGCGGUACAAGAAAACCUCACCGAAUUCAAUACAUUAGAUCAGCGUAUGGAAGAUACGGAUGAGUACAUGAUACCACCAGUGGAUACGACACAUGUCUACAACAGAAGAAACCUGGCUGGAAACCUGGAUGGGGAGGAUCCGAUUGACGAAGGUGACAUACCAUCAAAUACGGAUUGGUUUGACGGGUGGAAUCCGAAUGAACAUAUUUCAGCUUUGAAUUUAGAUGAAAUGGACAUAGGGACACAAACGCAAAAAGAGAUUGACUACUGCAGCACUCCGGUUCAACUAACCGGGGUGAUCUAUGAUCAUGCUGCGUGGGAAGCCUCGAAAAAAAGUAAAAAGGUGUUGUUGAAAACAAUGGACAAUAAUAUAAAGAAAUACAUUUCUCUGGUUUCGGAUAUGAAUAAUCUCGUUAAGGGGGUAAAGGAGAAGUAUUUCUGGGAUGUUGAAAUUAUGGAAAGGUGUAAAAGAUGGAAUGAUGCGGUUAAAAAUACAGUUUCUACAAAUACAGUUUCGAUACCUGAUGAAGUAAGCUAUGCUGGUGAUGAGGUGGUUCAAAACAAAGUUGGACAGUGUGGCGAAACAAAUCAAGAGUUAGAUGGCGAUGGAGAUGCAAGGUUGGAACAUGAAAACACGGUGAAAGAUAAAGGUAUAUAA